Belonocnema kinseyi is the source of this 1657-nucleotide messenger RNA. It is a transcript of the gene Tat, whose product is annotated as tyrosine aminotransferase. NCBI's taxonomy places the organism in Eukaryota, Metazoa, Arthropoda, Insecta, Hymenoptera, Cynipidae. Gene Ontology annotation, molecular function: pyridoxal phosphate binding; L-tyrosine:2-oxoglutarate transaminase activity. The record is from RefSeq and is a predicted model, not a curated record. The coding region runs from base 264 to 1556 and encodes 430 amino acids. Gene Ontology annotation, biological process: biosynthetic process; aromatic amino acid metabolic process. The transcript is spliced from 11 exons.
UCGCUCAUCUGAUGUUUGCUUUAGUAUUCGGCAAGCAACCUUCUGAUAUUUACGCAUUGUUUGGAUACAGUUCAAGUGUUGAUAAAAAAGUGAAUUUAGUGUGGUAAAAGUGGGAUGUAUUCAUAAGUGAAGAGUGAACAAUUUUAUUAAUAUUUUUCAAGUUGAUUCAAAAAUAAAAUUGUAUUAGUGUAUAUACUCAUUAUAUAUGAAGAGAGGACCUAGAAUUUCACAAGUUAUAUAAUUUAUUGAAAUUCCUUUCCGACAUGAAUAAUAAGUUGAACACUUCUCGCGAAAGAUGGAAAGUUGAAUCAUCAGAUAUUGCGAAAAGAACUCAUAAUCCUAUAAGGUCUAUUGUAGAAAAUAUCGUCGUGGAACCGAAUCCAAAUAAAAAAUUGAUUGCUCUAUCCAUUGGUGAUCCUACGACUUUUGGUAAUUUGAAACCGGCUAAAGAGGUCAUUGAAGCUGUUCAAGAAAGCGUUGCUUCGCAAUUAUAUAAUGGCUAUGCAGCCAGUACAGGAUAUCCAGAAGCACGGAAGGCGGUUGCAGAUUACAGCUCUAAUGAAUUUAUAAAAGUGGAUCCAAAGGAUGUAAUCCUUUGUAGUGGAUGUUCGUGUGCUUUGGACCUUUGCAUUACUGCGGUGGCUCGCGAGGGACAAAAUAUUCUAAUUCCAAGACCCGGAUUCUCGAUAUAUCGAACCCUGGCAGAAGGACUUGGAAUUACAGUGAGGUCCUAUAGUCUUAGGCCUGAUCGGGGCUGGGAAAUUAAUCUCGACGACUUGGAAUCACAAAUUGAUGAAUCAACUGCCGCUAUUAUUAUGAAUAAUCCCUCAAAUCCCUGUGGAUCCGUUUUUAAACGAGACCAUCUUCUCGAUCUUUUGAACAUGGCUGCCAAAUACUACGUUCCAAUUAUCGCUGAUGAAAUUUACGAGCAUAUGGUUUUUCCGGGGAGAAAGUUUUACUCGUUAGCCUCCCUUUCGACUGAAGUUCCAAUUUUAUCGUGUAGUGGAUUAACGAAAAGGUUUCUCGUUCCUGGAUGGAGAAUGGGCUGGAUUAUUAUCCACGACCGACAGAAUAUUUUAGAGAAGGAGAUUCGUAAGGGGUUGCAAUGUCUAAGUCAACGAAUAAUCGGUAGUAAUACGAUAGUUCAAGGAGCCCUUCCACGAAUUUUAAGAGACACACCACAGGAAUUUUACGAUGAUAUUUUAAGAACAUUACAUAAUAAUUCACAAUUGACGUACAAUUACGUAGUCAAUAUUCCUGGCCUUAAACCAAUUAUGCCCGAUGGUGCUAUGUACAUGAUGGUACACAUAGACAUGCACUCGUUUCCCGAGUUUCAAUCUGAUCUCGAAUUCGUGCAACGACUGCUCGCUGAGGAAUCAGUUUUUUGUCUGCCUGGACAGUGCUUUGAUUACCCUUCCUAUAUGAGACUGGUAAUUACAGUUCCGAUAGAUAUGCUAGAAGAAGCCUGUAGCAGAAUUGAACAAUUCUGCGUUAGACAUCAUAUCAAGAGUCCGCAGUCAAGAAAUUCCCUGGAAGGCAUUGCAAUUCCUUAUUAGAGAUAUAAAGUGAUUUUAUUGAAUUGAUAAAUUUUAAAUUAAGUGUGUAAAUAUUUUAAUUCUACUAGUAAAAUUCAAGAAUAUUCCUUUAAAAGACGUAU